This is a messenger RNA of Nezara viridula (southern green stink bug), 1955 nucleotides long. Lineage: Eukaryota; Metazoa; Arthropoda; Insecta; Hemiptera; Pentatomidae. The record is from the annotation of a GenBank genome assembly.
CAAUAUACUAGACAUUUCUUAUGAAUGAAAAUAUUAAUUACCUUUGGGAUAUUCGACAUGUGUCAAACUCAGAGGGACCCAAUUGAAAUCAUGCACAUUAUCCUUCAGAUGAAGUUCGUCUUCAUCGGGAGAGGUCAUUUUUUAAAACACUUCUUUCAGGAAACCUCUCACAGGUGCAUUGCUUCUAGUCCAAUAUGACCGCUACCGGUACCAAAACUCCAGCUCUCACUUAUAAAAUUAUUGCAGAAUGCAAAGAAUCAAAAGCAAGAACGAGUCUGAUGACCUUACCACACUGUGCCGUAGAAACUCCUGUUUUCAUGCCAGUAGGCACGAAGGGCUCUUUGAAAGGGCUUUUACCAGACCAAUUGGAGGCCAUGGAUUGUCGAAUAUUGCUUGGAAAUACUUAUCAUUUGGGCACUAACCCGGGCCCCGAAUUAUUAAAGAAAGCAGGAGGUCUUCAUAAAUUUAUGGGCUGGGAUCGAGCUAUAUUGACUGAUUCUGGUGGUUUUCAAAUGGUAUCUCUUUUAAGUUUAGCGGAGAUCAAAGAAGAAGGUGUACAAUUUAAAUCACCGUAUGAUGACUCCUCAUGUUUACUAAGCCCUGAAAAUUCUAUUCAAAUACAAAAUUCCAUUGGCGCUGAUAUAAUCAUGCAGCUUGAUGAUGUUGUAAGUUCACUUACAACAGGUCCAAGAGUUGAAGAAGCUAUGGAAAGGACAAUCAGAUGGUUGGAUCGAUGUAUUAAUGCCCAUGAACGGGAUGACGAUCAAAAUAUAUUUCCCAUUGUUCAAGGAGGAUUAGAUGAUGAUCUUAGGAAAAGGUGUGUUGCCGAGUUAGUAAAAAGAAAUGUGAGAGGUUUUGCAGUUGGCGGUAUAAGUGGUGGUGAAGCCAAAGAUGACUUCUGGAGAGUAGUUAAGUUAUGCUCGGAUUUACUACCUAAAGACAAACCGCGUUAUUGUAUGGGAGUCGGAUUUGCUGCAGAUCUUGUUGUUUGUGUGGCUCUUGGUAUUGAUAUGUUCGACUGCGUUUUCCCUACAAGAACAGCUAGAUUCGGAUGCGGUCUAGUAGAAACAGGACAGAUUAAUUUGAAACAUAGGAAAUUUGCCAAAGAUUUGAGGCCAGUUCAAGAAGGCUGUGAAUGUUCAACAUGUAGGACGUAUACACGGGCAUAUAUCCAUUCAAUUGUUACCGUAGAAACAGUUGCUUGCAAUUUAUUGUCUGUGCACAAUGUUUAUUACCAGUUGAAACUAAUGAAGGACAUUAGAGAGAGUAUUAAGGAAGAGAGAUUUCCAGAAUUUGUCCAACUAUUUAUGAAAAAGAUGUUUGAAGAUCGAGAAGUUCCAAAAUGGAUCAAGGAUGCUUUAGCUGCAGUUAACAUCAAACUUCCUUAGAGGCUGGACUGGGUGUGCCCCAGGGUCUCCUGAUCUCAGGAUCUAUCCACGGCUGAUGUAACAGAAUAAAUAAUUACUUGCCACAGCUUGACUUGAACACGGGACCUUGAGCUUUGGAAGUCAGCACCUCACUAACUGAGCUACCUAAAUUCCAUUCCAACAAUGGAUCAAGUAAUAUUUCAUUAAACCAGGCAAAUUUAUUUUGCAAAAGAUUUCAUUUGAUCUAAUUGGAAAUAAAUUGCAUUGCAUCAAUAUAUUUCCAACUGAAAACGAUUACAAUAAAAAAAUACAAUUAUUAGUGAGAAUGACUUGUUUUAUUUUGUCCUUGAGGAAAUUCAAUUUUUGUUGACAAAUUAAUAAUACGAAGUGCUAUGUGUAUUUGAUUUACUGGUUAACUUUUUUCUAAAUUUUUGUAAGAUCAGUGAGAAGUGGGGAUGAUGAAAAAAAAAAUCAUAAUAUUUUUUAAGAAAAUAAUUUUUUAUGAGUCACAUAAAAUCAUCAGAAUCAUUGCCAUCGUUACUUUUAUUUGAUUUCAUAUUUUCUGGUUUCAUCAGGGUGCUGUAACUC